Physcomitrium patens is the source of this 1914-nucleotide messenger RNA. Its product is annotated as protein APEM9. The record is from RefSeq and is a predicted model, not a curated record. Lineage: Eukaryota; Viridiplantae; Streptophyta; Bryopsida; Funariales; Funariaceae. Gene Ontology annotation, biological process: peroxisomal membrane transport.
GGUGCAGAAUCGUCAGUCAGUCUCUCCGGAGCGGCAUGGGAAGACAUUUGCAGUGUGUGUGUGUUUGUGGACGUGCAGCGGUGGGCAAUUCUACAAUCGUUGCGCAAUUUGGCCUCUGAGUUUAUGCUUCUCAUACUCAUUUUUCAUGUCAUGACGCUCAGUUCUUGCAGGAUUCCUCUUCGAUGCCGAAAAUUCCGUCACCUGCACACCUGAAUUGCUUUGCUUCGCGUUUUGGCGUGAUACUGAAUUUUAGGGUUCGAGGUCGUGCAUUUGUAGAAGAAGUGGUAAGAGGAGUAUGUGGAUCGUUAAGCUUUGAUUCGAAAGGAGGUGAUCGAGCUUUAGGUCAGGUGUCAAAUCAUGGCGGUGGAGAUUGUGGAGGAAGAAGCUAUUGAAGCCAUGGAAAAGCUCGAGAAGGGUGGCGAGGUUGGGGUGAGUGAAGAGGAGCUGGGUGAUGAAGGUGAGGAGGACAUGCCGUGGGAUUCCUCCUAUUCUGCAUUCAAAUUUUCGCCCUCUGCUGUGGAUGCUAAUUGCUCGGCUGAUCUGAUCUGGAACAAAAUUGAAUUGGCCGAGAGGUUCUUGGUUAGCGCCAUGUAUCAGGAUGCAGCCUCAACAGCUACGACUAUCCUGCAAACAUUAUCCUGUCUCAUGCACUUAAGCGACCAUGAAGAAAGCUGCGGCAGUGAUAGGGAGGAUAUUACAGAAGAUGCUGAGGUUGGCAAGUCCGAACAUGAAGAAAUGUUGGAGUGUGCGGGCAUGGUAUUGCUUCAGAGCUACCGUGCAAUAGGCAGAGUUGGCGAAUUUUUCGAUUCACUCAAAGCGCUUAAUGUUGGAGUUGCUGAAUGGCCACCAUUUCUUGUCGAAAUAGGGGCCUGUUUGCAAGUAGCAGAUGGCGCGUUUCCGGCCGCGCGAGCUGCGCUUGAAGAAUUUCUGGCUUUUCGGAGUAUGUGCUUAUUGGAAGAGGCAUAUGCGGAAAUUGUGGAACUCUACGUCAUCAAAGUGCUUGCAGAAGGGCUUCAGGAAACUGAGCAUGCAUUGGACUGGGUGAAACGUGCAAGUUUAACUCAGGACAGACGUUCGGUUCUGUUGAAGAAAAUCCAGUUGCAGAUAGAACAAGCCAAAUUUGCUGAAGUGGUCCUCAAGCCAAUUGCCGAGUCCACCUCAAGUUUAAAUUCUGGCACCCCAACCGCCGUGCUGGAAUCUAUUCACAUAAAAGAACCAGUGAAGGAUAUGGAAACAGAAGAAAGUAGCGACCCAAGAUGUCAAUUGAAUACUUGUAAAGCAGCUGAUGAUUCAUCGAUAAGUUCAAAAUCUAUGGCUUUGUUGAAGAAGUUAAACGUCUCGGAAGGUUUUUUCUCUCUAAAGACGCUGCUGGAGCUGGCAUUCGCACGAGUGAGCGCUGCUACUUCAGCAUGGCAUCCUCUUUCUUCAGAGCAUCUGGAAGGGAAUGUGUUACGCUUUGGGGCUCUUGUAGCACUAUUUUUCUUCCUCAGACACUUUCCAACAUGGAGAAGGUUUAUAGGCAAAGCAAUUAACUCCUUUGGAGUAGGAAUACGUGACUUCUGGCAGUUAGCAUUUAGUGUACAAAUCAAUCCCUUAGCUGCAGUGAAUCCCAUCUCCGCUGCAUAUGGAUAGACUCAAGUUUUAACCAGCCUCCGCACAACUCGCGAAGUGGAUAGUUUUUACUACAAUUAGAAUGUCGCUGUAAUUUUGUGUCAACGUUUUCUAAGGGUUUUUUGAGUUUGUCUGAAGUGAUCCACCUCCGAUCAUGUUUAUGGAGGUUCCUUGCCCCUGAAGGCGGUAGCCCUUGGAUAGGGCCCCUUAUAUUAAAAGCUGCCUGAGAAAACGAAACCCCUUUCGCAAGGUUCUGGUAAUGGAAUUGCCUCAAAAUAAAUGUUUCAACGGACUUGUUGCUCA